AAGGUGUUGCUAACACUGGUCUCGUCGCGUCAUUCGCUGCAAGCUCAAUACGACAUUCGAGGCAUAACCUACCGCUUCGUCGUGCAACGAGGCCGUUCCCAACGCCGCCAUGAGCAAAACCAUCAGGCUGGGGACCCGGCUACGGUACCCCAUUACCAUCGUCAGGCUGCUGAAAACGCCUGGCGAGCAGAUCAAGAAACAGGAACCUCUCUUGGAGUACUCCUUCAAGUGGAAGAGGGAAAUAGUUGACGAAAUCGGCGGCAACACACGGCAGGAGGAGCAGACCACCACCGUGACAUGGGACUCACCGGCCGACGGCGAGCUGACAAAGUGGCACAUCACGGAAGGCCAGCGCAUUGUGGCGGACAGGCCCUGCAUGGUCGUCAAGGAGGAAUGCCCUCACGCAGUCCAAUUCGGCGGCCUUUGCGCCAUGUGCGGCAAGGACAUGACCGAGGUCAACUGGGCUGCCGAAACUCGGGACACCGCGCGAGCCCCGAUCCACAUGGUACAUGAUCAGACUUAUCUCACGGUCAGCGAAGAUCAUGCUCAACGCACGGAAGCGAAAUUGCAGAGACGGCUCCUCCACAGCCGGAAGCUGAGCUUGGUGGUGGAUCUGGACCAGACCAUCAUUCAAGCAUGCAUCGAUCCCACCGUCGGCGAGUGGCAGAAGGACCCGUCCAACCCCAACUACGAGUCUGUAAAGCACGUUAAGAGCUUCCAACUCGAGGAUGGCCCAUCCGACCUAGCGCGCCGGUGCUCCUAUUACAUCAAGACGCGCCCAGGCCUCGAGGACUUUCUCAACCGCAUUUCCCAAAUGUACGAAAUGCACGUCUACACCAUGGGCACACGGGCAUAUGCGCAGAACGUGGCGCGGGUGGUUGAUCCACAAGGGAGACUCUUUGGCAACCGUGUCAUCAGCCGCGACGAGAACGGCAACAUGUUCGCGAAGGAUCUUCAGCGGCUCUUCCCGGUGAGCACGCACAUGGUGGUCAUCAUCGACGACCGCUCCGACGUGUGGCCGCGUAAUCGGCCGAAUCUAAUCAAAGUCUCGCCGUAUGAGUUCUUCAAAGGGAUCGGAGAUAUCAACUCGAGCUUCCUGCCCAAGCGUCAAGACCUUCUGACGUCGGAUGCCACACCUAACGGGUCGAGCAAGAAAGGCAAGGCGCAAGAGUUGCGCCAGAUGGCCGAAAAGAUUGAUGCGACACUCAACGCCGGCGGCGAAAUGACCGGCGGUGAUGAUCCCGCUUUGACCAAGCUGCAGCUCGAGGAGCAGGAACGUGCAUUUGAGAAACAGAUCAAUGAUCGUCCUCUGCAGGUGCUCCAAGAGAAGCUGGACAAGGAAGACGAAGAAGCCGAGAAGGCAACAGUUCACUCGGAGGAUGGUUCGGAAUCUCGCUCAUCAUCCCCCCCACCACAUCGACACCGCGUCCUACAAGACGAUGACACGGAGCUGAAGUACCUGGAAAAACAUCUUACGUACCUCCACCAAACAUACUACGCCGAGUACGACAGCAACUGCGGGUCGCACGCCACAAACGGCAACGUCGAUCUCACAUUGGUCCCGGAUGUAGGCCGCAUUCUUGAGGAGCUGAAGGGGCAGGUGUUACAGGGCUUCAAGAUCGUGCUCUCCGGCGUACUACCGCGUGGAAUAGACAUCUACAGGUCCGAGAUCGGGUUGCAGAUCAUGAGCUUUGGCGCGGACCUGCUCCCCAAAAUCCGCAACGACGUGACGCAUCUCGUGGUCAACACCUCUCAGCCCGGUAGGGAGAAACUAUUCGAUGCAAGGUGCCGACCGCAUAUCAAGAUCGUCAGUCAGGAGUGGCUCGCCGAUUGCUUCAGCCGGUGGGAGGCUGUGGAUGAAACACCGUAUUUGUUUACUACUCGUCUAGUUGGCGAGGAGGAGCCAGGCGACAAGCCAAAGGGCGACGAUAUGAUUAUCGGCGAUGACACAAAUGGGGAAGCAGAGAAUACAAUGCCCAACGGCAAGCGCAGCAAAGGCCUCAAACUGAAACUGAUCGCCGCGCCUGGACACACAAGGAAACCAAAACCUGUGGGUGACGGUGACGAGGACGAUUCGGAGGACUCUGAUGACUCGGAGAUCGAGGAGGGCUUGCUGCCAGAGGACCUGCCCGAUGGCCAGGUCUCCCCGAUCGAUAGCCUGAAGACCUUUAAUUGGGACUCUGCAGACGCCGAGCUCGCCGAGUUUCUCGCGAGUGGGUCAUCCGACGAAGAGGAGGACAACGAGGAUGACGAAGACGACGAGGACGAUGAUGCCAGCGACGAUGUAGAUUACGUCAAAAACGAAGAAGAUCAGGAGAUUUCCAGCUCAUCCGACAACUCCCGCAAGCGCCGUGCGAGGAGGAGCAGGAGCAGGAGCAAGACCGCCAGCCCAUCUUCUCCGAGUCGGAAACGUAAGAGUCACGACGAUGAGGAGGAAGCUGGUACUGAGUCGGGUGGUGGUGAUGAGAGUCCUACCAAGAAGUUGCGGAGGACGAAGAGCCAGCGCGCGUCUUCAUUGAGGAAUCAGUAUGUUGCUGAUGAAGAUGAGCCUCAGCAAGGGGAUCAUAGCGGACUGCCUACCCCUCUGGGGACGGACGAUGCGGAUGCGAAGCAGCAAAAGGAAGUGAACGCGAGCCCAGUCCCGAUAGAGGAAGGCGGGGAAGAGGAUGACGACUUGGACUUCGACGAGGCCGAGUUGGAAGCGGAGUUCGAGCGCGAGUUCGAGCGCGAAUUUGAUAAAGUUGGGGCGGAAGCCCAGGCGGAGGAAGACGGGUUGAGACAAGGGGAUAUGGACGGAGCGGAUACGGAGAAAGGAUAGGUAGCCUUUGUCCCACGUGCAACUCGGCCCAGUGAUUGGGACCCGUCGACGCUCUCAAACAACCAUCAACAAGAUAUCGGAUCGCGGUUCGGCGGAGUUGGUUUGGUUUAGCGGGCUGAUCUGGGGUGAACGGAGUUCUCUGGGGCUUAUUUGUGUAGCUUAGUACUUGUAGUGGCAUUACCUCGCAUCAUCCAUUCUCAGGAGUUAUCUGCCUCUUCUCUCC
Molecule: messenger RNA, 3041 nt
Organism: Chaetomium strumarium
Lineage: Eukaryota; Fungi; Ascomycota; Sordariomycetes; Sordariales; Chaetomiaceae
Exons: 1
Coding region: 110-2818 (902 amino acids)
Cellular component (GO): nucleus
Molecular function (GO): RNA polymerase II CTD heptapeptide repeat phosphatase activity
Source: RefSeq, a predicted model, not a curated record